Molecule: messenger RNA, 1785 nt
Organism: Suricata suricatta (meerkat)
Lineage: Eukaryota; Metazoa; Chordata; Mammalia; Carnivora; Herpestidae
Gene: ALDH9A1
Product: aldehyde dehydrogenase 9 family member A1
Exons: 11
Coding region: 43-1527 (494 amino acids)
Molecular function (GO): aminobutyraldehyde dehydrogenase (NAD+) activity; 4-trimethylammoniobutyraldehyde dehydrogenase (NAD+) activity
Source: RefSeq, a predicted model, not a curated record
UCGCCUCUUGUCCGCACUCUUCGGCCUUGUCCUGUCGCAGCCAUGAGCACUGGCACUUUUAUUACGUCUCAGCCGCUCAAUUAUCGUGGCGGGGCCCGCGUGGAACCGGCGGACGCCUCCGGCACCGAGAAGGCGUUCGAGCCCGCAACUGGGCGAGUGAUCGCCACGUUUGCGUGCUCCGGAGAGAAGGAAGUAAACUUGGCUGUCCAGGAUGCAAAGGCUGCCUUUAAAAUCUGGAGUCAGAAAUCUGGCAUGGAGCGCUGUCGAGUUCUUUUGGAGGCUGCCAGGAUAAUAAGGGAGCGGAAGGAGGAGAUCGCCACCCUGGAGACCAUCAACAACGGCAAGUCCAUCUUCGAGGCCCGCUGGGAUGUGGACACUUCGUGGCAGUGCCUGGAGUACUACGCGGGCCUGGCGGGCUCCAUGGCGGGCGAGCACGUCCAGCUCCCCGGCGGGUCCUUCGGGUACACCCGGAGAGAGCCGCUGGGCGUGUGCGUGGGGAUCGGCGCCUGGAACUACCCCUUCCAGAUCGCCUGCUGGAAGUCCGCCCCGGCGCUGGCGUGCGGCAACGCCAUGGUCUUUAAGCCGUCGCCCUUCACGCCGCUGUCGGUGCUGCUGCUGGCCGAGAUCUACACGGAGGCCGGCGCGCCCCCCGGGCUCUUCAACGUGGUGCAAGGAGGCGCCGCCACGGGCCAGUUUCUGUGUCUGCAUCGUGACGUGGCCAAAGUGUCCUUCACGGGGAGCGUGCCCACCGGCUCGAAGAUCAUGGAGAUGUCAGCUAAAGGAAUCAAACCCGUCACCUUGGAGCUGGGAGGCAAAUCUCCCCUGAUCAUCUUCUCCGACUGUGACCUGGAGAACGCGGUUAAGGGAGCGCUGAUGGCCAACUUCCUCACGCAGGGCGAGGUUUGUUGUAAUGGCACAAGAGUAUUUGUGCAAAAGGAAAUUCUCGAGAAAUUUACAAAAGAAGUGGUGAAACGGACCCAGGGGAUAAAAAUUGGAGACCCCCUUCUGGAAGGCACAAGGAUGGGCCCCCUCAUCAACCGCCCACACCUGGAGCGAGUGCUUGGGUUUGUUAAGCUGGCAAAAGAGCAGGGCGCCACAGUGCUGUGUGGUGGAGACGUGUUCGUGCCCGAAGAUCCCAAGUUAAAGGACGGGUAUUACAUGAGGCCUUGCGUACUGACUGACUGCAGAGAUGACAUGACCUGCGUGAAGGAAGAGAUCUUUGGACCGGUUAUGUCCAUUUUACCGUUUGACACCGAAGCUGAGGUUCUGGAAAGAGCCAACGAUACCACUUUCGGCCUGGCGGCUGGUGUCUUUACCAGGGACGUGCAGCGCGCACACAGGGUGGUGGCCGGGCUGCAGGCCGGGAUGUGCUUCGUCAACAACUACAACGUCAGCCCGGUGGAGCUGCCCUUCGGCGGGUACAAGAGGUCAGGGUUUGGCAGAGAGAAUGGCCGCGUGACCAUUGAAUACUAUUCACAGCUGAAGACUGUGUGCGUGGAGAUGGGUGACGUGGAAUGUGCUUUCUGAAAACACGAAGCAAGCCCCGUCCGCGUGGCCAGCCGUGGAACAAGAACUGAAAUCUCCAGGGCAGCCACUCAGCUGCCUUCGUUUCAGUCCCUGAAUUGCAUCCCUUGGGAUAAGGGAACAGCUUGGCGUUCUUCCUUCCUUACCUCUCAGUCCCCUUCCUGAUUGAAAAUGUGCACAAGUGCCUUUUAGAGAAUCGAGAGAGUCGUGAUUUUCUCAAAGCAGAUUUCCCUGAAAUCUUGAACACGCUUCUGGAGAACG